Messenger RNA from Myotis myotis, 1697 nucleotides. RefSeq names its product 5-azacytidine induced 2 (gene AZI2). Lineage: Eukaryota; Metazoa; Chordata; Mammalia; Chiroptera; Vespertilionidae. The transcript is spliced from 8 exons. Gene Ontology annotation, biological process: canonical NF-kappaB signal transduction. Gene Ontology annotation, cellular component: cytoplasm. The coding region runs from base 264 to 1442 and encodes 392 amino acids. The record is from RefSeq and is a predicted model, not a curated record.
CCAGUUCUCUAAACAUGCCAUAUCGAGUUUCCCAACCUGUUGUGAUCACUCACUACAAGCAUGUGUAAACGAGGAGCUGUGCAUCCCUCACAGGGUUAUUAUAAAGUUUUAAUGCGCUGUUGUUUCUAAAAUCGGGAGUUGUGUACAAAUGUAAAGUUUUAAUUUAAAGAGACAGUAUAGUGUCAUGGGAAAUCCACUGGAUUAAGUCAGAACAUUCACUGAGGAUCUGCGUGCUGAUUUUUCUGUUUGUGCCGCUGGCUGCCAUGGAUACACUGGUAGAAGAUGAUAUCUGCAUUCUAAAUCAUGAAAAAGCCCAUAGGAGAGAUACAGUGACUCCGGUCUCAAUAUAUUCAGAUGAGUCUGUUGCUUCACAUUUUGCCCUUGUCACUGCAUAUGAAGACAUCAAAAAACGACUCAAGGAUUCAGAAAAAGAGAACUCUUUCCUAAAGAAAAGAAUAAGAUUUUUGGAAGAAAAGCUUACAGGCGCUUUAUUAGAUGAAGAAACAAGUUCUGUGGGACGAGAACAAGUAAAUAAGGCCUAUCAUGCAUAUCGAGAGGUUUGCAUUGAUAGAGAUAAUUUAAAGAGCAAAUUGGAUAAAAUGAAUAAAGACAACUCUGAAUCUUUGAAAGUAUUGAAUGAACAGCUGCAGUCUAAAGAAGUAGAACUCCUCCAGCUAAGAACAGAGGUGGAAACUCAGCAGGUGAUAAGGAAUUUAAAUCCACCUUCAUCAAACUGGGAGGUGGAAAAGUUGAGUUGUGACCUGAAGAUCCAUGGCUUGGAACAAGAACUAGAACUGAUGAAGAAAGAAUGUAAUAAUCUCAGAAUAGAGCUACAAAAAGCCAAACAAACGGAUCCAUCUCAGGAAGACAAUCUGCAGAGCAGAGAUCUCCAAAGACAAAGCAUUUCAAGUGAUGAUGUGCAAAAUGUAUACUGGGAGCUGAAGAGAGAAAUGUCUAAUUUACAUCUGGUGACUCAAGUACAGGUUGAACUACUAAGAAAACUGAAAACCCCAACUGCGAUCAAGAAAGCGUGUGCCCCUGUAGGAUUCAUGGAAGACCUUGGGAAAGAAAGCACAAAACUGCACUUGACGAAUUUCACUGCAACAUACAGAAGACACCCCCCUCUCUCACCAAAUGGCAAAACUCUUUGUCAUACCACAUCUCCCCCUUUACCAGGAGAUGUAAAGAUUUUAUCAGAGAAAGCAAUUCUCCAAUCAUGGACAGAUAAUGAGAGACCUAUUCCUCAUGACUAUUCAAACUUUCAGGAACACUACUCGUAUGGCAGAAAUUCUCUGGAAGACAAUUCUUGGGUACUCCCAAGCCCUCCUAAAUCAAGUGAAACAGCAUUUGGGGAAACUAAAAAUAAAACUUUGCCUUUACCCAUCCUGCCACCCCCGCAUAACUUGGAUCAACGUAAUCAAAACUGCCUUUAUAAGAAUUAAUUCUGAAGAGAUAUGUGACUUGGUCAUGAGGUUGCUGUACCUCCCGCAAGUAUUCUUGAGAAAUUAUUUAAUAAACUGAAAGCAGGUUUCGAUUAAACUUUUGCAGAGUUCUUCAAUGUACACAUUUGCACAUACUGUAACGUAUUAUGUAGUUGAUUUUCCAGUAUGAGAGCAACCCUCCAGCUUCACAUUCUGGCUAAGAAUCAGAUAUGUACUACUAAUAAAUUAAUAAACUUGAGGUGUUUCAAAAAGACA